Messenger RNA from Debaryomyces fabryi, 1464 nucleotides. RefSeq names its product DNA-directed DNA polymerase delta subunit (gene HYS2). Lineage: Eukaryota; Fungi; Ascomycota; Pichiomycetes; Serinales; Debaryomycetaceae. Gene Ontology annotation, cellular component: delta DNA polymerase complex. The record is from RefSeq and is a predicted model, not a curated record. Gene Ontology annotation, molecular function: DNA binding. Gene Ontology annotation, biological process: DNA replication; DNA strand elongation involved in DNA replication. The coding region runs from base 1 to 1464 and encodes 487 amino acids. The transcript has a single exon.
AUGUCGUUCCAAAAGUAUAUAAAUAAUGAUAUAGAUGCCCCAGGAGACAUAGUGGAUAGAACUAAUAUUAAAUUUAUGGAAGAGUUUGAGAAGCAAAACGAUUAUGAUCUUAAGACUAAAGAACGCAAAUAUGACAAACAAUUUUAUUCAAUGUACCAAUACAGAUUAUCCGUUUUGAAAAAAAGUGUCGAUGAUAAUGCUUUAAAAAAAUGGGGAGAUGGUAGUAAGAAAGUCAAUGGACAAAUUGUAACUAAAAGGGAUAAGAUAUUGGAUAUAUCUAGUGGACAGUUGUGCUGGGUAAGUGGUACUAUUUUUUCUGACAUGAAGAACAAAUUGAACAUUUUGCAAGAUGUUGAAAAUGGUAUUGAUGACGUCUUACCGAAGGUUCCUGAUACGUAUACAUUACCGAACGCAAAAGACAUGCCGGUCGUUAUGUUGGAAGAUGAGUCUGGUAGAGCUAUCUUGAACAACGAUGAAUUUUUAAAGAAAAAUAUAUUGGUGACAGGUUGCAUUGUUGCAAUAUUAGGAAUUGAGAUUCAAGCUGGGAUAUUUGAAAUAAUGGAUGUUGUAUUUCCAUCAGUGGCACCUCAGAAACCUCUUAAGACACCUAAAGAAAAAAACAAUAAGAUUGCAUUUGUAUCGGGACUUAAAUUAUGUGAUGAGGCUAAUCACGAUAUAAAAAUAGAGUUAUUAAAGCAAUAUUUGGCGGGAGAGUUGGGAAACAAUGCCGAUGCCCACGAUGUUUCGAGGAUAUCGCGGUUGAUUAUAGCUGGAGACUCAAUUGCGCCGAUUGAAGAGACGGUAGAUGAUGAUUUCUUCACAACCAACAACUACGGAUCAAAAAAUAUCUCAAAAUAUAACACAGACUCUUUGAAAAGCUUGGACAAUUUUAUAACUGAUUUGUUACCUUCUUUACCUAUAUCAAUAAUGCCUGGUAACAACGAUCCGGCGGAAAUAUGCUUGCCCCAACAGCCUCUACACAAAUCAAUUUUCCAGUCCAAUAAACGAUACGUUGGAGGUUCUACUCUACAAAGUCUCACCAACCCUGCAUGGAUGGAGGUCGAAGAAAGUGGGUUGCGUCUCUUAGGGACGUCAGGACAGAAUAUCAGUGAUAUCUUGAAGUACUUGACCGCUGAAACUCUUUCCGAUCCACAAGUUGUUCUCACCAUCAUGGAAUCAAACAUCAAGUGGCAAAAUAUCAUUCCUACAGCCCCAGACACCCUUUACUGUUAUCCAUUUGACAACUCGGACCCCUUCACCCUCGCAGAUGAAACUCCCCACGUCUAUUUUGUGGGAAAUCAAAAACUGUACCAUGCAAAAACCAUCAACUUACAAAGAGAUCACAAUAACCAUGAGACCGCCCAAAUUACUUUAAUCAGUAUCCCUGAUUUUUCGCAAACUGGACAAAUCGUCUUACUAGACCUUUCCACUCUUGAAUGUGAAUUGGUCUCAUUUAGUAUAUAA